AAUAGGAGCUGUGGCAUUCCAAGUGGAGCAGAGUGGAGGCGCUCCCCGCCAAUGAAUAAUAAUAUUAAGUAACUGCGCUGAGUGAUUCUGCUCUAUUUAACCGGAGAGGGAGGCAUGGCAGCAGCUUCUUUCUGAGUGGGACGAAGAUAUUAUUAAAGAGGAAAUUAUUCGGAAAGGACUGAACAUAACUGAGGUGGCAGUGCUGCAGUAUUCUCAGCUAUAAGAGUUCUUGAGAGUUUAGUAAGCUCAAGUCAGCCCUCAACUGUCCUCCCAGUCAAUGCUUGGCAUGAUGUUUGAGGAUGAGUCUCAGGGUAUGAGGGGCCAGCAGGAGUUAUCUGUUCUCCAUGCCAUGGAUUCAUCUGAUGUAGCAGCUUCUAGUGAAGCUGAUGGUCCUUUGUCCUUUACAGAUGAGGCUGUGUCCAUACUGACCUCCAGCAACAUGCUGGCUCGCUCUCUGCUGGGUCGCACCUCAGCCAUUAAACGUAAAGAGAGCCCUGCUGCCACUGCCCGACGCAAGCGCGAGUUCAUCCCUCAGGACAAAAAGGACGACAGCUACUGGGACAAAAGGAGGAAGAACAAUGAGGCAGCCAAACGUUCUCGGGAGAAGCGGCGAGUGAACGACAUGGUCCUGGAGAGCCGGGUUCUCGCUCUGCUGGAGGAGAAUGCCCGGCUAAGGGCGGAACUGCUGGCUCUGAAAUUCCGCUUUGGUUUGAUUAAAGAUCCUUCCAACACACAAAUUCUACCACUUGCUGGAGCUUCUCAGCACAAUGUUCAAAACCUGACUCCUCAAUAUUAUUCGCACAGAGGCGAUGCAGGGCCUCAAACCUCCCCAGCACCACAUCCCAACAACCACUUAGGGCAGUCAAGCACCAGGGGUUCUAGGGAGGCAGGUAACCUAUCAGAGGAUUCUGGGUUUUCUACGCCAGGUGGGUCCAGUGUAGGCAGCCCCAUCUUUUUUGAAGACCGCUUUGGUGACCAUGGGAAAUUUUCACCGCACAGAGUGGAAGAGUUAGGCUAUGACCUCCAGCACUCACCUGCUGAUGUCCACCACCCUGCAGCACUCAGUGUUGAGAAGCAGGACCAAGUGGAAGUGAUAAAAAAUCUUCCUCACAAGCUACAUUUCAAGACACCUGGAAGCGGCGAGGGCAUUGAUGUUGGGUGCGAUAAUACCAGCGCCAGACGCAGCCCCCCUAUCUCCACUGCAAGACGGGAAGGUCCUCAGGAGGCAAGUAAAGGACUGAGGGGAGGUGAAGCAGGAGCAGGGCAAUCUGCUGGCUCCUGGGUUCAGCAACUGGACGGCGAGGAGUGUAGGAGGGAGAGUCAGAUUCCUCAUUAUGGUGCUUCUAAUGCUGGCUGUAACGUCCAGUCUCCUCCCACGCCUGGCCAAAGUGAAGUCCAGUAUCAGCAUGAGAACACUUACCUGAAGACUCAGCUCAGCUCUCUCUCUGAAGAGGUGGCUCAGCUGAAGAAGCUUUUCACAGAACAGCUCAUGUCCAAAAUCAACUGAUGACCAUGGGUGAUAGUCGAUGUGUGCUGAUGGUUGGAUUUUUAAGGUCAUUUAGCACAGAAAAACAGCAAUACAGGCUUGUCCUUGUAUUCAGAAGGACUUUCAUGUUUAAGUAGUUGCGUGUUGUUUUCUAAUGUACUCAGCGCUGGUCAUUUGGCCCCUUUGCCAUUUCGUACCAUUGAAUGUUUGGUAAUUUGAUACCUUAAAAAACCAGGUUCCAUACAUUCAUUUGUACCCACCUAGUGAAUGUUUUGCACCUGAUUUAAAACCUGGCAAUUAAAAGUAAUGUUCCAUUUUCAACUUUUUUAUUAAAGGAAAACAUGGUCAUGUGACUCAAAUAAAUACUAUCUACCAGCAGGAAGUUGUUUGGUUAGAUCAGAGGUCCUAAACUGUUACCAGAGAUCAGAAAAUAAUAUACAGUUAAAUAAAUUAGAUUAGAUGGGCAAUUUUAGCAUUUUUCUGACUAUUUACAUAAUUCAUUAAAAAUGAAACAGCAAAAAAACCGAUCCUCUUUUUUUUUAAUGACCUGGGUAUCAAUUUUUUUUUAUGGGCAUUGAAAUGGUAGUAGGACGGCAACAUGUGGAAACUAAAUAUGGGUACAAAUUGGUGAAGUGGUGAACUGACCCGGAGCGGAAUAUAUUAUCUUUAAACACUCAUAUUAUCUGCUGUUUAACAACAACUUGCUGUGACCUCACCUGCUAUCUCUGUUGCUCAUAAAUAAGAGUCCUUUGUGUAUAUUUAUAAAAAGUAAAAUACUGUGUAUUCUAUACACUGUGACAACAAAGAACACACACCUCACAAAACGGACUACAUGACAUUAUCACCCGACACCGCCAGAUUAGAUGAAGUAUUUAAGGUGGGUUUUAUUUAUCACACAGGUUUCCACUGCUGAGAUGUGUCUAAUUAAAGCCUAUAAAUACAAUCAGACACAAAAGGUGAAUACACCCAGAGAUUUAAUCACUAACGGGUAUAACAAAACAUCACUCACAGAACCUGAAGGCUCGCUGAAAUGUUUUGAAUCAUGUUUUUAGCAUUCAUAAAUUUGCUUUAGGACAAACACCGCAACUUGUACAGUUUUGUUUGUGACUAGUUUUUGGAACUCAUUCCUUUGUUACUGUUUGAUCUGAAGUGGCAAUAAGUCAGUCCAGACUGUGUUUCUGUGCAUUUUCCUAUUUAAAAACAAAUACAUUUGACAUAUU
Messenger RNA from Girardinichthys multiradiatus, 2706 nucleotides. RefSeq names its product nuclear factor interleukin-3-regulated protein-like. The record is from RefSeq and is a predicted model, not a curated record. Gene Ontology annotation, molecular function: DNA binding; DNA-binding transcription factor activity. Bases 278 to 1507 code for a protein of 409 amino acids. The transcript is spliced from 2 exons. Gene Ontology annotation, cellular component: nucleus. NCBI's taxonomy places the organism in Eukaryota, Metazoa, Chordata, Actinopteri, Cyprinodontiformes, Goodeidae. Gene Ontology annotation, biological process: regulation of DNA-templated transcription; circadian rhythm.